AUGAAGACCAAACAGCAAACCAUUCUUUUCAUUUGUUUAUUACAAGGUGUUUGGUGUGGAGAUUUAGAUUGGAGCAUCAGUCUGCCAGAGAAGAUUGAAGCUCUGAGUGGAUCCUGUGUGACCAUAAACUGCACAUUUAAUAUUGAUAACAAAUAUGACAAUGAUCUCACUGACAGUGCUGCAGGAGUGUGGCUUAAAAAUGAGGAUGAGACAAACAGAGUGUUUGAUUCCAACAAGUCUGACAACCCAUUUAAGGGGAACAUAACUGGAAAAUUAAAAGACAAGAACUGUACUACCAUUUUUAAUGACGUUAAUUUAAAUCACAAAGACAAAUUUAAAUUCAGGCUCGAGGGUAAUGGUGGACUGAAAUGGACAUAUCAACAAAAAUCUGUUUCAAUAGAUGUGAUCGACUCUCCCCCCAAACCCACAGUGCAGAUGUUUAAGGAUCAGAUGGCGGUUGAGGUUCAUGAGGAGGUGUUAGAGGUGAGCUCUAUGUGUCUGCGCUGCUCUGCUAAGACUCUCUGCUCCUCUUCUCCACCAACUCUCACAUGGAGCCCCCAUGACAGACUCCACCUCAAUGACAGCAGCAGACUACAGCUGGAUCAACAGAAACAAACUGAGAUCAUCUCUGAUCUGAACUUCACUGCUACUCACCUUCAACAUGGAGUCACUUUCAUCUGCACUAUAACCUACCAGAUACAGGAGAGGAAGACAACAGCACAGAACAACAUCAUAUUACAUGUUCGGUAUGCUCCUGAAAACACAUCAGUGUCUGUGUUUCCAUCUAACUCUGUACUGGAGGGCAGUUCAGUGACUUUAAACUGCAGCAGUGAUGGAAAUCCAGCAGUGCUCAACUACACCUGGUACAGAGAGAAUGGAGGACAACUGGAGACUGGAUCUAAUCCCACCUUUAAUGUGACUAAUCAUACACACACAGGACACUACUACUGUCAAGCCAGAAACCAACUUGGUAUCCAAAACACAUCUGUAAUGCUGAACAUUCAGUUACUGGAGGGCAGUUCAGUGACUUUGAUCUGCAGCAGUGAUGGAAAUCCAGUAGAGUACACCUGGUACAGAGAGAAUGGAGGACAGCUGCAGACUGGAUCUAAUCUCACCUUCAAUGUGACUAAUCGUACACACACAGGACGCUACUACUGUCAAGCCAAAAACCAACAUGGUACCCAAAACAUAUCAGUGUUGCUGGACAUUCAGUAUGCUCCUAACACAUCAGUGUCUGUGUUUCCAUCUAACUCUGUACUCGAGGGCAGUUCAGUGACUUUGAUCUGCAGCAGUGAUGGAAAUCCAGCAGUGUUCAACUACACCUGGUACAGAGAGAAUGGAGGACCGCUGCAGACUGGAUCUGAUCUCACAUUUAAUGUGACUAAUCGUACACACACGGGACGCUACUACUGUCAAGCCAAAAACCAACAUGGCACUCAAAACACAUCAGUGUGGCUGGACAUUCAGUAUGCAGCCAAAAUCUCUCUCUUCAGCUGUAACAGAACUAAUGUAACUGUGUGUUUGUGUGAGGCUCAUGGGAAUCCCUCUCCUAAAGUGGAGUGGUUUCUAUCAGGACGCCCUGUCAGUAACUCUACAAACACAUCCAUCAGUGAGGAGCGAUUGAACAGCACAGACUUGAGGAGCUUCAUUUCUCUCCAUCAGUCACUUACACACACAGACACUCUGCAGUGUGUCACCAUCAACACUCACAGCACUGCCAGUCAUCAGAUUCAACUGCAUCCCUGUUCUCAUGAGACAAAUUGUCAGCAGACUUUAAUUCCACUCCUGAUCAUCUUAACACUGAUUCUUAUCCUGUAUGCUCUGACUGUUGGAUUUGGACUUUACAGAAUUAGACAAUUGAACAACAAGCUGAAGGUUCACAAUGAUGCAGGCACAUAUGCUUCUCUUCAGCUCUCUGCUCCAGUGUCUGAAUAUGAGACUUUGAAUAUUAAGAAAGAUGACACACAAUAAACAACAAAUAAUCAUUUGGCAUUUUCACCUUAUUUGUCCCUCUGCCAAAAAAUAUGGGUAACAAUGGGGCCUCUAUUUUUAUUCAUAAUAAAUAAAGUUUACUUUUUACUCCACUUUCCUGCAAUUGUGCAGCUUUGACGUUAGUAUUUUUUUACAUGUAAGUGAUUAAUCUGUGAUGUUUACAUCUACAGCAAAAGACAAAAAAUACCAGCACUCUUUCACAUGCUUAAAGUAACAAUAUCUAAAAAUAAAUAUAUCCUACAUCCAGUGGCGUAGCGUCUGGGCAUGCAGGGUAUGCAUGUGCAAAUGGGCCCGGGCCAAUAGGGGGCCCAGCCCUGGGCCCGCCCCAGCUUUAAAAAAAAAAAUUCAAUUUCAUUUUUAUUUGUGGCUGCAAUAAAUAUAUUUUGUAUG
This is a messenger RNA of Paramisgurnus dabryanus, 2382 nucleotides long. Lineage: Eukaryota; Metazoa; Chordata; Actinopteri; Cypriniformes; Cobitidae. The record is from RefSeq and is a predicted model, not a curated record.